Molecule: messenger RNA, 2622 nt
Organism: Penicillium macrosclerotiorum
Lineage: Eukaryota; Fungi; Ascomycota; Eurotiomycetes; Eurotiales; Aspergillaceae
Product: vacuolar protein sorting-associated protein 35
Exons: 5
Coding region: 1-2622 (873 amino acids)
Biological process (GO): intracellular protein transport; retrograde transport, endosome to Golgi
Cellular component (GO): retromer, cargo-selective complex; retromer complex; late endosome
Source: RefSeq, a predicted model, not a curated record
AUGGCGAGCCCACCGCCGGUCUCUGAGGACCAAACCCGCCUCCUCGAGGAGGCAUUGGGGGUGGUGAGGCAACAGUCUGCCAUGAUGCGCAAAUGUCUUGAGACUCCGGGCAAGCUCAUGGAUGCGCUCAAAUGCGGAUCGACUCUCGUUUCCGAAUUGCGAACCCCAAGUCUCGGUCCGAAACAGUAUUACGAGCUCUACAUGGCCGUAUUCGAUGCUUUGCGACACCUGUCUGUAUAUCUUAAAGAGAACCACCCGGUCAACCACCUUGCGGACCUGUACGAGCUGGUCCAAUACGCUGGCAAUAUUGUUCCUCGCUUGUACUUGAUGAUCACGGUCGGCACAGUCUAUAUGUCGGUUGAAGAUGCACCUGUUAAGGAGAUCAUGAAGGAUAUGAUGGAGAUGAGCCGUGGCAUCCAACAUCCCAUCCGUGGACUUUUCCUCCGAUACUAUUUGUCCGGACAGGCGCGUGACUACCUUCCCUCAGGUACCAGCGAUGGCCCAGAGGGUAACCUGCAGGACUCAAUCAAUUUCGUCUUGACCAAUUUCGUGGAAAUGAACAAGCUCUGGGUUAGGCUGCAGCAUCAAGGUCCCUCCAGGGAGCGGGAGCGACGGAUACAAGAGCGGCGCGAGCUUGAAUUGCUGGUUGGUAGCAAUAUUGUUCGAUUGAGCCAGCUGGUGGACCUGGAAGCAUACCGGUCGGGAAUUCUGCAGGCGCUUCUGGAGCAGGUGGUGCAGUGUCGGGAUGUGCUGGCGCAAGAAUAUCUCCUCGAAGUGAUCACGAAGGUUUUUCCAGAUGAAUUCCAUCUCCACACCCUGGACCUCCUCUUGUCCGCCAUUUCUCGCCUCCAUCCGCAUGUCGAUCUGAAGAAAAUCAUCAUCGGUCUGAUGGAUCGCCUAUCAAGCUACGCCACCAAAGACAACGAAUCAGUAGUUGAACCCGAAGCACGAAAACAGAAUGAAGAGGAAGCCGUUACCCGACUUUUGGAAAAGCUCGAGCUUGAUAAGGAGAAGAAGAAGCAAGCAUCCGCCGAAGCGGCGGCCGCGAACGCGACACAGGAGAAUGGCACCGAAGAGCCAUCUCAAAACGAGGAGCCCUCUAAGCCAACAAAGGAAGAACCCCAGGACCAAAAUGCUAAUGGGGAAGAUUCAAAGCCUGGAGUCCCAACUGAAGUCAAGCUAUACGAUAUCUUCUACGAACAGGUGGUCAACUUGAUCAAGAAGGGCGCCUUGUCAAUUCAGGAUACCAUGGCACUUCUGGUAUCCCUUGUCAAUCUUGCAUUGAAUAUCUACCCGGAAGAAUUGCAUUAUGUCGACCAGGUGCUUGGUUUUGCGGCUGAAAAAACCGCCGAAUAUACCGAUCACGCCGACCUCCACUCGGCACCGACACAGCAGCACAUUCUUCAUCUCCUUAGCGCUCCACUUCGUUCCUAUGUUUCGAUCUUCACAGCGCUCGCUUUGCCACACUAUCUUCCCCUUUUGACGUCCCAAUCAUACCCUACGCGGAGAGCGAUUGCAGGCGAGAUUAUCCGAAGUCUUCUCAAGAAUAGGAUUCUCAUCACCACUACUGAGAAUCUUGACCGUGUGCUGCAGGUCGCUCGCGUUUUGAUCAAGGAGGGGCUGCAGCAGUCGGCUGGAUACCCAGGAGCUCCCUCCCAGCGCCGUGGAGGAGAGACAGAUGAGACAAUUGAGGAGCAAGGUUGGCUCGCCAGACUAGUACACUUGAUCCAAGCACCCGAUAACGACACUCAGCUCAAGCUUCUUCAAGCGACUCGUAAAGCAUACACGGAUGGAAAUGAACGCAUUCGGUACACUACACCCGCCAUUAUCACCGUCUCGAUUCGCUUAGCUCGAAAACUGAAGUCGCGUGAGCACUAUGACGACAACUGGCAGUCACAGUCGUCGGCUUUGUAUCGCUUCAUGCAUCAGUGUGUCAACAACUUGUACCAGCGAGUGAACCCUGGCUGUGCAGAUCUCGCGCUUCGACUAUUUGUGAUGUGUGGUGAAGUCGCAGAUCAGACUGGCUUUGAAGAGGUUAGCUACGAAUUCUUCGCGCAGGCUUUCACUAUCUAUGAGGAUGCAAUCAGCGAUUCGCGCGCCCAAUUCCAGGCUGUGUGCAUCAUUGCGGGUGCCUUGCAUGGAACCCGAGGCUUCUCCAAGGAGAAUUACGAUACCUUGAUCACAAAGGCUGCUCUCCACGGCAGCAAGCUUCUCAAAAAGCCAGAUCAGUGUCGUGCAGUUUACCUUGCUAGCCACCUCUGGUGGGUCGUCGAGAACCCCCAGCGUGGAGAGGAGGACCCUAAAAACCUUUACCGUGAUGGGAAACGAGUCCUAGAAUGCCUUCAGCGGGCCCUCCGUGUCGCCGAUGCCUGCAUGGACACCGCCGUUUCUGUUGAGCUCUUUGUCGAGAUUCUCAACCGCUACGUGUACUACUUUGAUCAACAAAACGAAACCGUCACCACCAAGUACCUCAAUGGUCUGAUUGAGCUUAUCCAUUCCAACCUGCAAACUAGCGAGGAUGAGCCUAAUCCCAGUCUUGAUGGCCCCAAGCGCCAUUUCGAACGCACGCUUGAGUACAUCAAGUCUCGGGACUAUGAAGGUGUGGUGACGGAGCGACAGUAG